CGCGCCUUGCAGCCACAGUUUGCGGAUAAUCCACGCGGCCAGCAACCAUGCCGCCUCCCAUCUCCUCCUUGUCGUCUCUCAUGGCGUCCAGCCCAAUCCCGUCGCCACCGCUCGCCAAGCCUGGGAAGGUGCUCGCUGUCGCGCCCUGCAACGCCUCCUCCUCCUCCUCGCCGUCCACUUCCUCGUAUCAGGGCCACGCUGCCGCUCCUCAGGUGGCGUCGGCCGGCAGGAGGGGGCUGCUCGCGCUGGGCGCGGGGUUCCUGGCCUCGGCCGCGCUGCUGUGCCCGGCCGGGGACGCCGAGGCGACGCGCAUCGAGUACUACGCGACGGUGGGGGAGAAGCUCUGCGACCUGACCCUCGUCAAGUCUGGGCUCGGGUACUGCGACGUCGCCGUCGGCACCGGCGUCCAGCCCCCGCGUGGCGAGCUCAUCAAUGUGCACUACACUGCAAGAUUUCCUGACGGGACAGUGUUCGACAGCAGCUACAAGCGCGGCAGGCCACUGACAAUGCGCAUCGGCGCAGGCAAGAUCCUCCGAGGGCUUGAACAGGGAAUCAGUGGCGGUGGUGGUGUGCCACCCAUGCUUGUCGGUGGAAAGCGCAAGCUUAUGAUCCCUGCAACUUUGGCAUACGGGCCUGAACCAGCAGGCUGCUUCUCAGGAGACUGCAACAUUCCUGGGAACUCCACGCUUCUAUACGACAUCCUCCUCGUUGGAAUUUACAAGUGAGCAUCUGAUGACGAGGAACAUACAGAUAUUAGAGCAGACAGGGUCCGACAUCGUACAAACUUUUGGGACCCGUCUGGGAGUUUCAGACCGGAGUUGGAACUAUCGGAUACAUCAUAAGAUGCAGAGAAACAUGCAUGCAUGGAUGCUUAUGCCAAGAUUGAUGGUGAAAGCAAGUGUCACCAAAUCCCCCUUGGAAAAGCCUGUGCAUUGACUUUCUGUUCUAUUUCUGAAAUUGAUUAGCAGAAUGGAAUAGGGGCAACCUGCACCCGGCAAGAGGAGACUAAGCAGUCCCGUGAUAGAAAUGUGACUCUGUAAAGACAAGUCCUAUAAUUCAGAUUGUUCACCGGUAGCAGUUCUGUACAGCCCCCC
Phragmites australis (common reed) is the source of this 1094-nucleotide messenger RNA. RefSeq names its product photosynthetic NDH subunit of lumenal location 4, chloroplastic-like. The record is from RefSeq and is a predicted model, not a curated record. The transcript is spliced from 6 exons. Gene Ontology annotation, molecular function: peptidyl-prolyl cis-trans isomerase activity. Gene Ontology annotation, cellular component: chloroplast. Bases 48 to 725 code for a protein of 225 amino acids. NCBI's taxonomy places the organism in Eukaryota, Viridiplantae, Streptophyta, Magnoliopsida, Poales, Poaceae.